Messenger RNA from Eptesicus fuscus (big brown bat), 2663 nucleotides. It is a transcript of the gene SERPINB13, whose product is annotated as serpin family B member 13. The transcript has 8 exons. NCBI's taxonomy places the organism in Eukaryota, Metazoa, Chordata, Mammalia, Chiroptera, Vespertilionidae. The coding region runs from base 54 to 1220 and encodes 388 amino acids. The record is from RefSeq and is a predicted model, not a curated record. Gene Ontology annotation, molecular function: serine-type endopeptidase inhibitor activity.
UCCAUGCUCAGACACCUCUGUCUCCCCAGAAGCCAGAUCUCACUAGAAUCAUCAUGGAAUCACUUGGCACAGUGACCUUUGGGUUUAAUCUUUUCAAAGAGCUGAAUAGAGAAAACAAUGGCAACAUCUUCUUUUCCCCUGCGAGCAUCUUAGCGGCUGUCGGCAUGCUCCUCCUGCGGACCCGGGGAGCCACUGCCACCCAGCUGCAGAAGGUGCCUCUCUCUGAAAAAGACACAGAUAGCUCAAGAAUCAAAGCUGAAGGAAAAGAGAUUGAGAAGACCGAAGAGAUACACCAUCAAUUCCAAACAUUUUUGAGUGAAAUAAGCCAACCCAAUAAUAAUUAUGAACUGAAAGUAGCCAACAGGCUAUUUGGAGAGAAGACAUACCUUUUUCUUCAAAAAUACUUAGAUUAUGUUGAAAAAUAUUAUCAUGCUUCUCUGGAACCUGUUGAUUUUGUAAAUGCAGCAGAUGAAAGUCGAAAGAAGAUUAAUUCCUGGGUUGAAAGCCAAACACAUGAAAAAGUCAAGGACCUGUUUCCAGAUGCCACUCUAAGCAGCACCACGAAGCUGGUGCUGGUGAACAUCGUGCAUUUUAAAGGGCAAUGGGACAGGGAGUUUAAGAAAGAAAAUACCAAGGAGGAGGAAUUUUGGCUGGAUAAGAACACAAGUAAACCUGUGCAGAUGAUGACCCAGCGUGACUCCUUCAGCUUCUCUCUCCUGAAGGACCUGCAGGCCCAAAUUCUGGGGAUUCCAUAUAAAAACAGUGACCUGAGCAUGUUUGUGUUGCUGCCCAAUGACAUCGAUGGUCUGGAGAAGAUUAUAAAUGAAGUAAGUCCUGAGAAAUUAGUAGAGUGGACUAACCCAGGGCAGAUGAAGGAAAGGACUGUGGAUUUGCACUUGCCCCGGUUUGAAGUGGAAGAUAGUUACGAUCUGGAGGCGGCACUGGGCGCCAUGGGGCUGGGGGAUGCCUUCAGUGAGCUGGAGGCUGACUAUUCAGGGAUGUCCCCACGUUCAGGGCUGCAUGCCCAGAAGUUUCUGCACGGGUCCUUUGUGGUGGUGACCGAGGAAGGUACCGAGGCUGCAGCGGGCACCGGGAUGAGCUUUGCAGUCACAUCAGUGUCCAAUUAUGAAACUUUCCACUGCAAUCAUCCCUUCCUGUUCUUCAUCCGGCACAAUGAGUCCAAUAGUGUCCUCUUCUUUGGCAAAUUUUCCUCUCCUUAGGCCAGUCAUUGGCUUGGCAGAAAACCAGUGUUGGAGAAUUAAUAUGACUAUGGUAGUAGCCCAUUCUUUGAAGAAAUUUGAUUUUCUUGCUUGCAUUUCAAUCCAACCCUCAAAAUGGAUGAUUUAGUGACUGCACUGGGUGUGUGUGUUUAUAAUUUUCUUUAAAAGUGAAAUGUUCUUUUGUGUCAUGUAUAAAGUGAGUUUAAUCAAGGCUUAUAAAUAUGCUGUUGAUUUCUUCUAAAAGUAAAUUAAUGACUUAUAGUUUUAUUCACUAAUGAAAUAAACUGUCUUGUCAGUAAAGACUAUGAAUUAAAGAUGUUGAGAGUCUCUCUAGUUCUAAUAUUUUGAAAGAUUAUAAUAAAAAGUGAAAUAAAACAGUAGUUUACUCAAUUCAUGUGCUACUUUUCUCUUUCUCAGCAGUUAGUGCGGCAAACUGCAUAUAGGAAAGAGAAUUUAGAAACACAUCAGCCAAACAUAAAUGAAAACUCAAAAGCCAGGAUAAAAUGAAACAAUAUACCUGGCAGAGAGGAUGCCCAUAUUUUCACCCUCUAUUCUAACAGAGCAUAUUAUUCAUUGUCAAUUGCAUAAACAUCUUGAUAUUGUAAAUAAAGUCAAUGUGGUCAUAAAAUAAGAUAGAUUCAUUUUAAUCCUAGAACUUGACGCUUGGUAAAUGUGUACACCUGUGCAAACACCACCACACCCAACAUACAGGACAUUUCCAUCAGUCCCCAAGGUUUACUUGUCCUGUUUCCCUGUCAACCACCCCAUACAGCCCCAGCUCACACAACUGCUGGCCUGCCUGUCUUACUUAAAUCAUUACAGGGUAUAUUUGUCAUUUCUAGGGUUUCAUUCAAGUGGAUUCAUAUCAUACGUUCUCUUUUGUGUCUGGUUUCUUUUGCUGAGCACUGAGAUAAUCCAUGUUGUUGGAAUAUCAGUAGUUCAUUACUUCUUAUUGACAAACAGUAUUCCAUUGUAUGGGUAAAUCCACAUUUUGUUUACCUAUUUACCCACUGGGCACUUAUGUUGCUUCCAGUGUUUAGCUACUAUGCAUAAUGCUAGGAUGCACAUUUGUGUACAUAAAUCUUUGUGUGGACAUAUACUUUCGUUUUUUUUCGGUAGACACCUGUGAGUGAAAAUGCUGAGACAUAUGGUAUAUACAAUAUAUGUUUAAAUUUAUAAGAAACUGCCAAAAUGUUCUCCAGAGUGGUUGUACCAUUUUCCACUCUUAUGAGCAAUAUUUGAGCAUUCCAGUUGCUCUGCAUCCUCACCAGUGGUUGGAGUGGUCAGCGUUCUUCAUUAUACCCAUUCUAGUGGGUGUGAAGGUGGCAUCUCAUUGUGGUUUUAAUUUAUGCAUUUCCCUUAUGACUGAUGAUGUUGAGAAUCUUUUCAUGUGCAUGUUGGCCAUAUGCAUAUCUUCUUUUGUAAAAUGUCUAUUCAAUUUUU